Messenger RNA from Carassius gibelio (silver crucian carp), 1271 nucleotides. RefSeq lists its product as uncharacterized. Bases 112 to 1035 code for a protein of 307 amino acids. The record is from RefSeq and is a predicted model, not a curated record. Gene Ontology annotation, biological process: base-excision repair. The transcript is spliced from 3 exons. NCBI's taxonomy places the organism in Eukaryota, Metazoa, Chordata, Actinopteri, Cypriniformes, Cyprinidae. Gene Ontology annotation, molecular function: DNA-(apurinic or apyrimidinic site) endonuclease activity; double-stranded DNA 3'-5' DNA exonuclease activity; phosphoric diester hydrolase activity.
UCUUUCAUUUACUGUUUGGACCUCUGGAGGAAAGAAGACACACGCAGAGAGAGACAUCAACACACAGCUGGAUCACAGGCUGUCUGUACUAGACACGUCAGGGAGGAGGUUAUGUGUGCAGGCUGCUCACGAGUUGUGCAACAGGAUUCAGUGUUAAAGGUAAACUUCACAGACAAGACAACAUUCCUCCACAUGAUGGCAUCGGAAUCAGAAUUCAAAGUUCUGUCCUGGAAUAUUCAUGGUCUGAAAACAAGACUAAAUGAAAAAGAAGCUCUACUGGCAAUCUUUGGACAAUACGACGUUGUGCUUCUGCAAGAGACUCAUAUUGGUGAGAAAGACAUUCGUAAAAUCACUGAGGCCUUUGGAGGGGAAUAUGACAUAGAAACACUGAAGGAUAAGGAAUUCAAAGAGCAACUGAAAAGGGAGAGGAAGACGAUGUAUUUGACUUUCUUCAGUUCAAGAAGCAGAGGUGUUGCCAUUCUGUUCAACAAACCACACACACGUCUGGAAGCAAUCUGUGAGGGUGGAGAUUACGCUUGGGUUCAUGCUGAGAUUGACAAUCAGAAGUACACCUUUGUGAGUGUCUAUUACCAUUCUGACGACGACCAUCUAAUCUGUGAUCUCAUGGUAAAGAUUUUCUCCAGUUUCUUAAGAAGUGGCUCAGAAGCUUUUAAAUGCAGGCCUGUAUUUGGUGGAGACUUUAACACAACACUCGAUGACCAGGAUGUGAAGAAAGCACAUAAGCCACGGAGAAAAAGACUGACUAGGUUCAUGAGUAUAUUGCAGCUGUCAGAUGUCUGGAAAGAAAAGCAUGAAGCAGAAUCAAAAAGAUACACGUACCAGUGCAGCAAUCACAUGUCUAGAUUAGACUAUUUUUUCAUGUUAAAACAGGAUCUGAAAUAUGUGCGAAACUGUAAAAUAUGCCAUGAUAUAUUUCUGUCUGAUCAUUUCCCCUUGAGCCUUAGUCUGAAAAUGAGUGAAACUGAUGUUGAAGAGCUGAAUCCCAAACUUUCAUCGUUGAAAGUAGAAGAUUAAAGAUCUAGGGAUACUGCAUACAUAGUGUAGCACCUGGACCAAUCAUACACACAAUUAUUAAUCCAGAAAGUUCUGUGGAGCAUCUCUGAAAUAUCAAUUUACAUCUCAACUAGUCUCAACACUAGUCUAGUCUUAUGAACUAGUUUGACCAACUCGCAGUUAACCAAGGGCUUAAUCUGUCUUACUUUUCCCUUUCCAAUUAGAUAAAUUACUCUUUUAAUAUUAAUUAUUAUAUA